CCGGAAGUUACAGUCAAGAAGCUAGUGUUCAUGAGCUCGGCAGGAGUGGACCGGCAAAGACGAUACCGGGGGAGAAUAAGCGUCAGUUGACGGCGAAACAACGCACAUUCCACGGAAUGAAACGUAUUGAGUUACUUAUUGUGAACAUCAGCAUUGCAAGAGCCUGACGUCCAAGUGUUGAUAAGUCUUGUCUAUUUCUGAGGAAGGAGUGUGACUGGCCGCUCUGUUGACUGGUGACAAGGAUCCUGUUCUUUCAGUGACCCCGGUGCGUGUCUGUGUGACCAUAGUGUGUGAGCAGCUCUACCUCCCUAUGUGUGUCACAAUGGGGGACAUCAGUGACCUGGACCGACAGAUAGAGCAGCUCAGACGCUGUGAGCUUAUUAAAGAAAAUGAAGUCAAGGCACUGUGUGCCAAAGCCAGAGAGAUCCUGGUCGAAGAAAGCAAUGUCCAGCGAGUAGACUCUCCUGUCACAGUGUGUGGUGAUAUACAUGGUCAGUUCUAUGACUUGAAAGAGCUGUUUAGAGUUGGUGGUGAUGUCCCAGAGACAAAUUAUCUCUUCAUGGGUGAUUUUGUGGACAGAGGCUUCUACAGUGUGGAGACUUUCCUUCUUCUGCUAGCUCUUAAGGUGCGCUAUCCAGACAGGAUAACCCUGAUUCGGGGAAAUCAUGAGUCCCGCCAAAUCACCCAGGUCUAUGGCUUCUAUGAUGAGUGCCUUCGCAAAUACGGCUCAGUCACAGUCUGGAGAUACUGCACUGAGAUAUUUGACUAUUUGUCCCUCUCUGCUAUCAUUGAUGGCAAGAUCUUUUGUGUGCACGGUGGCUUGUCUCCCUCUAUCCAGACACUGGACCAGAUCCGAACCAUAGACAGAAAACAGGAAGUUCCACAUGAUGGGCCUAUGUGUGACCUACUGUGGUCAGACCCUGAAGACACCACAGGGUGGGGUGUGAGUCCCAGAGGUGCUGGCUACUUGUUUGGGAGUGACGUGGUGGCCCAGUUCAAUGCUGCAAAUGACAUCCACAUGAUCUGUCGAGCACACCAGUUGGUCAUGGAGGGCUACAAGUGGCACUUCAACGAAACAGUGCUCACUGUGUGGUCAGCACCCAACUACUGCUACAGAUGUGGAAAUGUGGCAGCCAUCUUGGAGCUGGAUGAGCAUCUACAGCGGGAGUUCAUCAUAUUUGAGGCAGCGCCGCAGGAGACCAGAGGCAUCCCCUCUAAGAAGCCAGUAGCUGACUAUUUCCUGUGAAGCCUUUGAGAAGACGGCAAUGAUGUGUUGAAAUCUCUGGUACAGUUUCACACCAGCUGCCCUCCAUCCUGCUGCAGGACGGUCCUGUCAGUCUGAACUCAAAGCAGUUAGACAGAAAACCUGCCAAACCCUGCAAAGCUUCAUACAGCUUCAGCUUAAAGAGCUGGGUUUUUGCCGUACUGCCUAAGGCUGACAGAGCAGUCAUUGUGAAGGAUGUAUGGGCGAGGUGGAUACUGGGCCCAUGACUGUUGUCACUUCUCCUCAUUUUCUCCCCUCAGCCUCCUUCCAUUGCUUUCCCUCUCUCCCUGUAGAUACCACAUUUGACCUCUACCACUCUUUUAGUAUUUCUCCAAGACAGACAUUGUCAUUUAGUUGAAGAAGUAUAUGGAGAGAGUUAUAUCUUUUUUUUUCCUUUUCUUUUCUUUUUUUUUUCAAAAAUGUGCAGAUGUAGAAAGUUUAACCAUUUUAUCAUUUAUGAAUUCCUUCAGUGCAUAUGUUGUCUUGUUUUUGAUUUUUGUGUAAUUGUUGCUACCAGGAUUAAAUGCAAGAUGACAUAUUUCCUCACCCCCUUUUUGUUCUUAUGUUUAACUGUCAUCUGUCAUGUGCAUCACUAGUUAACAUGUGCUGCUGCUCUGCACCAUCACAAAUACCAGAAAUGUAAUGACUGGCCAACAGAAAUCACUAUAUUCACUGUAUUCUCUCUUAAUUCAUUUAAAUCUACAAAUCUCUGUAGGUCUGUCAAUUUUGAUAUUGUGAGAAUAAAGUUUUUGUAUCAAUGCUGA
Messenger RNA from Epinephelus lanceolatus (giant grouper), 2028 nucleotides. RefSeq names its product serine/threonine-protein phosphatase 4 catalytic subunit B. NCBI's taxonomy places the organism in Eukaryota, Metazoa, Chordata, Actinopteri, Perciformes, Serranidae. Gene Ontology annotation, molecular function: protein serine/threonine phosphatase activity. The record is from RefSeq and is a predicted model, not a curated record.